AUGCAGCUGACGCCCGGCUUUUACUUUGAUCUGGACGCCGCUGAUGCGCGCGCCUGCAAGCACGCGGCUUACCUCCGCGACUGCCCCUCCAUCGUCGCGGCGCUCGACGGGCUGCACGCCCACUGCGCGGACCUGCUCGAAGAGGCGAGCCGCGCCUCGACCAUCUCCCCGCCGGGCGCGCUGAGCGGGCGGGCUUGGCUCAUCGGCGGCGGCCGCGAGUCCGCGCGGAACCCGCAGCGAUGUGUCAUCAUUGGCUCACGCGCGCGCAUCGAGGCCGGCAGCACGCUCGACGUCUCGGUCGGAGACAUCUUCCUCGGCGAAGAUGUCGUGGUCGAGCCGGGCGCGCUGGUGCGGGGCCCGGCCUACAUCGGGGCGGGCUGUCUCCUACGGCACGGGGCGUACAUCCGGCAGGACGUCGUGCUCGGCGAGCGGUGCGUGGUGGGCGGCGAGCUGAAGCACGUCCUCGCGCUCGGGGACGGCGAGCUGCCGCACCAUGGCUAUGUCGGCGACUCGCUGCUCGGCUUCCGCGCGCACUUUGGUUGCGGCGCCGUGGCGGCCAACCUGCCCCUGUUCGAGAAGAGCUCCAUCCCCAUCCCCAUCCUCGUCGAGGCGACGGACGGCGGCGGCAGAGGCAUGGUCAACUACCUGCUGGGGCGGAGGAAGUUCGGCGCCGUCGUCGGCGAUGGCAGCCAGCUCGGGUGCGGCGUCGUCACCGAGCCUGGCUGCCUGCUUGCGCCGCAGACGCACGCGUACCCCCUCUGCCGGCUGCCGCGCGGCUGCUACGGCCCGCGGGAGAUUCUCAAAAACCGGCCGACAGUUGAGCGCGCGCCGCUGACCGGCUCAUACGCGUACGCCGAUGGCGGCGUGUUGGUGGGCACCUGGGAGGAAGACGAGCUGGCGCCGCUGGGCAGCCCGCGGCUGGACAGCCCUCAAAGUCGAAGGCAGAUGGAACGGUCCGCGGAGCUGGAUGCGGUCGCACGCGCGCUGCGGCGCAACGCGGCCGCCGCCCGCCGCUCGUCGGGGGGCGGCUUUAUUUGA
Emiliania huxleyi CCMP1516 is the source of this 1038-nucleotide messenger RNA. RefSeq lists its product as hypothetical. Lineage: Eukaryota; Haptophyta; Isochrysidales; Noelaerhabdaceae. The record is from RefSeq and is a predicted model, not a curated record. The transcript is spliced from 3 exons. Bases 1 to 1038 code for a protein of 345 amino acids.